AUGUUAAGUAUAUGCCCUCCGAGUGCUCAGAUCGCAGCUGUUUUGAGAUCUUUGCUAAGAAUUGUCUGUAAGAGUAGUUGUAAUGUUAAGAAUUUGGAUAAUCUGUCGCUUGUAAUCCACGGACCAAAUGACUUAAGACUCGAACAAACGCCUAUAAAACAACAUUUGGAAGAUAAUGAUGUUAAGAAUUUGGAUAAUCUGUCGCUUGUAAUCCACGGACCAAAUGACUUAAGACUCGAACAAACGCCUAUAAAACAACAUUUGGAAGAUAAUGAUGUUAAGAAUUUGGAUAAUCUGUCGCUUGUAAUCCACGGACCAAAUGACUUAAGACUCGAACAAACGCCUAUAAAACAACAUUUGGAAGAUAAUGAAUGUCUUCUCGAAACACACAGUUGUGGUUUUUGUGGAACUGACAUCCACUUAAUGGACCAUGGUCGUAUGGCAGACUUCAUUGUGAAAGAACCCCUAGUUAUAGGCCACGAGACCUCUGCCACAGUCAUAGCGAUUGGUAAAAACGUGACAAAUUUGAAAGUUGGAGACCGAGUGGCGGUCGAGACGGCUAUUCCCUGUCAGAAGUGCGAGUACUGUCGAGAAGGCAAAUACAAUUUGUGUCCCAUUUCUAACACUCAGGCCAGAGGUUUGCCACCAAAACACGGAUGUCUUCGUCGUUAUUACGCACAUCCAUCGGAUUUCUUGUUCAAACUUCCGGACAACGUUUCCUGGGAAGAGGGGGCGAUGUGUGAGCCCUUCUCAUGCAUAGUCCACGCCUGUCGUCGACUUAACAUAACCGCCGGUCAGAAUGUGUUGGUCUGUGGCGCCGGUGCGAUGGGAAUGAUGGCCUUCCUGUGCGCCAAAGCUUUCGGCGCCAAUAAAGUGUUUAUAACAGAUCUGAACAAAAGUCGUUUAGCA
This is a messenger RNA of Medioppia subpectinata, 909 nucleotides long. NCBI's taxonomy places the organism in Eukaryota, Metazoa, Arthropoda, Arachnida, Sarcoptiformes, Oppiidae. The record is from the annotation of a GenBank genome assembly.